UUCUAGUUUAACAAGGGAAAGUUUCAAUUCCAAUAUCUAAGUUUAUAUUUUAACUAAGUAUUGCAAACUUAUAUAUACAUAUAUGUAUGUAUGUUUACAUUACAUAUUAUGCUUAUACAAAUAUAUAUCUUAAAUCUAGUAUUUUUCUUAAGUCAUCAUACUUGUGUUUACUUUUGAUAUUGUAUUCCUAAAAAUAAGAGUAAAACAAAAAACUACAACACAAUAGUGUAAAUUAAAUAAUCUCGUCUCAAUUUUAAACAAUAUGCAUACACACAUACAAUUUGUAUGAAGGUGUGCUAGUUUUACCUGAUUUACUUGCAACAUUAAUUUUGUUGAUUUUAUAUACAUAUAUGUAUGUAUAUAAAUCACGUAAUUAUUGUCACAAUAUAAUAAUAGUAAUAUACAUACAUACUUAUUUAUUAUAUUUAAAUACCUACACAUAUUGCAGUAUCAAACAAUCAGAGUAAAAUCUUACUUUUGAAUUAAGUGAUAUUUGUAUGUAUGCCAGUUUCUAUGAACAUAAUAUUAUUAUAUAUAAGCAAACAAUAUAUACAAAGCCAAGAAUUUAUUCAUCAAACUCAGAUUCCAGAUUUAGCAUAAUGCGGAGCCCAGAAUUAAUUACAGAAGAUGGAUGUUUUCAAUAUAAUAGCCUGCCAUUACAAAAUUGCAACUGUUGUCCAUAUGGAUAUCACAUAAAUUUGGAUUUUAUACAAUAUAUUGAAUCAAAAGCAGCAAAUUCAGAGCCAGCAUCUGAUGGUGAACUUUUACGACGUGAUAAAAGACGUUCACGAUUAUCGAGAGAAUUUAUGUUAGGAUUGGAUAAUCUUUAUAGUAUAAGAGAAACUCAUAGUAGCGCAGUUCAACCUGUUCCUGAGGCACAAUUUGAAAGUGAACCAGAAUCUCCAAGAUAUUAUAAUAAAUCGUUAUAUGAUGACAAUUUAUGGUUCGAUAGCACAACACAUAGUAGUAAUGAGUCACCACAUCAUUCAUUGACAUCAUCUUUAACAACAAAUAGUCCACCAGAGACAUCAGCAUUUUUACAUGAUGCAUUAGAUGAAGUGGUCAGUGACUUUGAGAAAACAUUAGAGAGAACAAAAUCAACUAGACGUAGUAGAAAUCAAAAUGAAAAUAAACGAAAUGGUUUUUGUAAUAAUUUAACAUUAGCAACAUGGGAUCAACAAUUAAAGGAAGAACAAUAUUCUGACGCAAUAGAUUCGUGUAUCAAUUCGAAAUUCUCGAAUGAUAAUGCAGCAUUAGAUGAUUCAUUAUCAUAUCUUUAUCAGAAACCCUAUGUUAAACACCAUUCCCCAAAUAAUAAUUAUAUGAAUAAUGCUUCACGACAACAUCUCACUGACAAUGCUAAAAGGAUACGGGAAUUAGAAGAGCAAGUAAAUGCCAUUCCAACUCUACAGAGAAAAUUGGAAAGUUUGCAAAAUGAAAAAUAUAACUUGCAAAUUCAAUUGCGCCGUGAAGAAGAAGAAAAGUUUAAAUUAAGAAAACAAUUGCAACAAUUACCACCAGAACCACCAGUACGAACAAGUUCAACAAAUGUAACAAAUGCAAUUCAUAAAACCAAUUCUCAAUUUACACCUCAACGAAUUAGUCCAGUUUCGUUAGAAAGUCUUGGUUCACGAAUUCGUACAAGUUCACAGUCAUCAUCUGAAAUAAGUCAACAAUCUUCGCAACAACAAAUACCAACACCGCCAUUAAGAAAAAUUCAAAAACGUGAUGCUUCCACAAUGUGCCAUCAACCAACACAAAGAGAUGUUGGAACAUCAAUUACACAUUCGAUGGCAACUCGAACUAUAGGAACUGAUCCAACCAUUAUUAUUGGUAUUAAAAAUGCACUCUAUACUAAACAAGAUGUUGAUAAUAUAAUUCAACGAGCUCUUAUUGAUCAUGAAGAAAGCAAGCAGAGAAUACGUCGUCGAACUCAAAUCACGGUUGGAACACAAAUGGUUCAAGCUCCAAAAACCGAACAAUGUAGUGUUUACAUACAAACUAGUCCUGAAAAGCCAGUGAUGAAAUUUACGCAAAGUUGUAUGGCCAAACCUAUACAACAUGAUCAAUUUGUUAUGUGUAAACCUGAUACUAGAUCAAUUGGUUGUUCAGAUCAUAAAACUAUUGAUAUUUUUUGUGACAAAUGUUGCUGUCCAAAGCGCACUGUUAGCUGUGGUCCUGAUGAAAAAGAAAGCAAACAGUAUUUGGCAAUGAAACAAAUGGAAAUGUUGGGUGCUCGAAGUUUAACAUUUACUUUAGGUGAAAACGAAAAAUUGAACAUAAAACGAAAAACAAUUGCAACUCAAUAUGAGAAACUGUCCAACGAUAUUGGAACUCAAAGUCAUAUUCAAUUAUCAUCAAUUGGUAUUCAAAAUUCACCACAAUUUCAUAAUAAAUCUUGUCAAUAUUCAGUUCUAAUGCAUAAUACUGCAAAACAAACUGAUACAAGAGAUUUAAUUCGUUUAAUUUCAUCUUAUACAAAUACAGACAUUAUAGAAGAAAAAACACCACCAAUAAUGAAUACGAGUGGGUGUAAUACUGAAUCAUUAGUCACAAAAGAAUUGGGAACAAAUACUGAUAUAGUAAGAACAAGAGAAAAUUGGAUGAAUACUAAAAUUUUAAGAACGCGAGAAAACGGAAUUAAUACUGAACGAAUGCGAACUCGUGAUAAUGAAACAAAUACACUUCCAGAUGUAUCAGCAAUUAAAAUAACUAAAAAUUCAUCUUCAAAUACUGAUGAUGUGCGUAAAAGAGAUAUUGCUUGCGGUGAUAUAAUUAAACCUCAUAUUCAUAUCGCGUGUGCUGAUAACUAUUGUGAUUCAUGUAAAGAUGCCAUUAAAAAUUUGGCUAAGGAAUUUUCAAAAGCAUUAACAUUAACUUCCGUGCCAUUAACACCAAUUGGAGGUGGUUCAUUGUCACCACCAUCAGAACAAUCAAAAAUUCCAAGACCAACUACACUACCUAGUCCUAAUUCGACAAGAAAGAAAAUUGUCAGACAGAAUACAUAUACAUUACCAUCUCCAGAAGAAAAACCAAGUGAAGCAAAAAGUGCUACACAAACUGCAAGUGAAGAACCAUUUCCAACCAGUCUGGAUUCUGUAAUCAAAACUACCAGAAUAACAAAGACAACCAUAGUAAAACGCAGAAACGCUGAUAAUGAUGGUAGUUCAUUAUCAAGCUCUCCAACAAAAAGUGAUUUCGCAAAAAUUGCCCAAGAAAUUAAAUCAAUUGAACCAGUAACAGCGUCACGUCUAAGUCAGUCACCAAUUCGAAAUAGAACAGGAGAAAUCAAUCAACCUUCUACAAGUUUUUCAGUGUCACAGGCUAGAAAGGAUUCUGAUAAACUAAUCGAUAACACAAAUAAGGAAAAAGACCGCUCAUCUAUUCCUGAGAAUAUUGAUAGUCAAAAAAAGGAAAUCAUUUCUAUUGGAGAGCCAUCGGUAUCUCAAUCAGUUUCAAAUAAGAAUGCUGACAUCUUUGAAAAAAAAUCUGAUAAAAGAAUAUAUCCCGAAACUAGUCGAGAAGCAACUUCAAGAGCCAUGCAAAAUAUAUUACUAAAUCAAAUAGCAACGGCCUCAGCAGAGCCAAGAGAAAAAGCCUCACCUUCUAAAGAAAUGAAAGCAGCCCUUAAAGUUAUUAAUGAUUCAUUACAAAAAUCAACUUCAAAAUCAAAUAAUCUUAAAAAUGCUAAUGCAAUAGUACAAAAGGAAUGGUUUAAAAUUUCUAGUGUCGACAAAGCGAAUCCUCUUAACGUUGAAGAUUAUUUAGAUUGUUUUGAAGAUUAUUCAAUGUUAUUGCUCAAAUACAUGGUAAAUUUAACUGAUGUAAAUGGCAAUACAGCAAUGCAUUAUGCGGUUUCCCACGGGAAUUUCGAUAUUGUAUCUAUAUUGCUGGAUUCUAAGGUUUGCAAUGUAAACCAAAUGAAUAACGCUGGAUAUACAUGUGUAAUGCUUGUCUCUUUAGCAAAAUUGAAAAACUCUGCCCAUCGAACAGUCGUUCAACGAUUAUUUCAGAUGGCUGAUGUUAAUAUAAGAGCUAAAAAGCAUUGCCAAACCGCACUAAUGUUAGCUGUUUCACAUGGCAACCUUGAUAUGGUUGAAAUGUUAUUAGAAGCUGGUGCUGAUAUCAAUAUUCAAGAUGAAGAUGGUAGUACUUCUUUGAUGUGUGCUGCAGAGCAUGGAAGAAUUGAUAUUGUUAAAUAUUUGUUAUCUCAAUCAGAUUGUGAUUCUUUAAUACAGGAUGUGGAUGGUAGUACAGCUUUUAAGAUAGCAUGGCAAGCUGGUCAUAGAGACAUUGGUCUUCUCCUAUAUGUGCAUGAACAAAUGUUGCGAAGUAAAAUGCCUAACCAAAAAUCACCCGUAACACCUCGACACAGCAGUAGUAGCAGUAACAAGCAACAACAACCACAACAGCCGCAAUCAUCGUCUCAACAACAACAGUCACAUCAACAGACCCAGUUAUCCGAUCGCCCACCUUCACCCUCAAAAUAGAAAUUAAUAAAAGAGCAAUUUAAUAUUUCAGAAUCUAAAAAUUAAAAAUGCUAUUUUCAAAAACUUAUUAAGCGUGUGUAGAGAAAUGAAAAAAAGGAAUAUUAACCUAUAAGAAUAAUAAGAAAAAAAAAAAAACAAUUUUAUUCUUAAUAUCAAAAAAAAAAUUAUUAGCAUUUACUUUUCGAAAACGUUUUGUAAAGAUAAAAGAAAAUAUUUUUGUUUUUCUUAAAGUAUCAAAAAAAAGAAUUCAGAAAAAAAUAAAAAAAAAACAUUCCAUAUCUUCGACAUAAUCAUUAAAGCAAAAAAAAAUUAAUGCUAAUCUGUAAAAGAUAUUGUAAAACUGACAAAAAUAUUGAUUAAGACCUUUUGAUUUAAUACAAUUAUUUAACAAAUUUUUCACAAAAAAUGUGUAAUAACUAAACUCAUACGUAUUAAUUAGUAAAUUACCAGUUUAAUUCUUAAAGUAGUUAAAGUACCACAAAAAAAAAAUUAGUUGAAAUCAAAUUGAUUUAGCAAACGUUUAAAAUUAAAAUAAAUUUAAAUAACGUAAAAUCAUUUGUGCUACAUAUUUUCUUAUAUUUCUUCUACAAAUUUUUUACAGCUUAUGAAGCAUUAAGCUUUAUUGUUAACUGUGUUACCAGUAUAAAGUUGCUAGAAAAGUAAAAAAGUAUAUAAAGUACACGUAGGGGUACUGGAAUAAAAAUUUUUUAAUGAUCUCUAAUUUAAAUUUUUUAUUAUAUAGAAGACCGAUUAAAAAUACAUUUGCAAAAUACCUAACUACUUUUAAUUACUUAAAGCUGGUAGCAAAUUUAUUAACCCUAUUUUAGAAAAUUUAUUUCUUUAACUUGAAAAUAAAAAAAAACAAAAUAGUGGUAUUGAAUAUUAUUUAGAAGUUUAAAUAUUUCUUAAACUUUAAUAUAUGAACAAUUUAAUUAGAAUUUGUAGAACCUAUAUUAUAUAGUUUAAUUGUAUGUUACAGGAUAAAUCUACAACUCUUCUAAUUAUAAUUCACAUUUGAAUACAUUAAAGUUUAUAUAGUAAUUUUUUUUUUGCAUUUUUCUAAAACAGAAAAAAAAAAUAAUUUUUUGAAUUAUGAAUUUUUUAAAUUGCAUAUAAUAUUGUUAACUAUAAGUACGCGUUAUAAUGUGAGAAACCAAAAAACCUCCAACAAAUAAUAUUUCUUUUUUAAUAGUCUUUACAUGAACGAAACAAAUCAAGUCAAUUAGCAUAAAAAAUGCAAAAUAAAAAUAGUUUUUUUUUUUUUCUUUGCGCUUUUGGUAGCUGAAAAUCGGUUUCAAAAAGUAUACUCUUCCAAUAGAGCAUUUUUUUUUGAUAAAAAUAUAUUUAAUAUCUUUUUUGCAUUAUAGUUUAAUUUUAACCCUCUUAUUAUUUUAAAACACAUUUAAAAUUUGUAUUAUAAUUUAUUUUAUAUAAAGAUUGUAAUAUUUUAAUGUACAUUAUAAUGUAAUAAUAUGUAAAAUAAUGUUCUAAUUAAAAAAUAUAAUACAGAUUUAAAUUCAUAUGAUUGCUAUUUUGUACUGAACAAAAUAGAAAACAAGAAAAUAUUAGACUGUGCCUUUAUAUUCUUAUAUAAAAUAUGUAAUAACUUAAAAAUAAAAUAUCAAAAUAAAGAAAAUUUAUUCGUGAAACUUUAAAAAUCAUAAAAGUGAUAUUUGUUCAAAAUCUAACAACGUUUAUAGAAAAUUUAAUUUUUCAUUAUCCUAAAACAUAAAAAGCUAUUAUUUGUUUUUGUACUUUUUAAUUUAGAUACUUAAGAUUUGAAAUUGAGAAAUAAAAAUAUACGCGAGAAUUAAUUUAUGUCAAAUAAAUAAUAAAUGUAUUUUACAUUCAUAAUACUUUUCGUAAUUUGUGGCAUUUAUGCGAAUUAAUAAUGGCCAAUGGCGAUACUAAAUAAAUUACCUGCUAGCGCUUUUUUACAAGGUGCUUAAUUUAUUAAAAGGUUUAAACUAAUUUAAACUAAAUUUAGAAAAGUCAACGUGCCUAUUAUGUAUGUAUAUAACUAAUUUUAAGCGAAAUUCGUUUUAAAAUUAUUCCAUUUUGAUAAGCAAUUUUCAAAUAUUUUAUUAAUUCUCAUCAUUUAUUUUUCACAAAAAUUCUAAACAAAACUAUAAUUGAACAGAUUCUUCAAAUUUUAAAUUAAAAAAUUUUAACUACGAAAACAAUUCAAGGAAAUUUAAUAUUUUAAAAAGAAAAUUCAUUAAAUAAUAAUCCCAAACAUUUUCGUUUGAAUAAUAGUGAAAUCAUAGUCUACACAUACACAAAUGUUUAUAAUAUUGUAAUUAUAUCUAUGUUAAUUAACAUAGUUCCACAAAAAACCUGUUUUAAAUUUGUUAAAGACAAAAUAAAAAUAUAUAUGUAUUAAAUGUCACAAUUUACUAAAUUAAAAAUAAUGUCACAACGUAAAACUAAUCAUAAACGAAAAUACAAUGUAAAUUAGCUAUAUAACACAAAAUGAAUUUAAACUUUUUUCAACGAUAUAACAAUGACAAUGGAAAUAAAGUUAAUAUAGAAAUUAAAAGUAAUUUAUAGAUACUUCAAAUUAACAAUUAAUUGUUAAAUAAAAAAAUAUAUAUAUAUACAUAUAUUUACAUACCUUGACAAAAAAAUAUUAAGGGUUCUAAAAGGAAACAACAAGAAACAAAAACACAAUGUUAGAAAAAGUAGAUUUUCAAAUUAGUUAAUUUUAAAUAUGUAGAAAGAAACAAAAAUACUUACAUAUAUAAAUUAUAUUUAAGUUAAAAGUAUGUUAAUUAGAGGAAAAAAUAAAAAUUGAAUUAA
Messenger RNA from Condylostylus longicornis, 7289 nucleotides. RefSeq names its product KN motif and ankyrin repeat domain-containing protein 1 (gene Kank). Gene Ontology annotation, biological process: negative regulation of actin filament polymerization. The transcript is spliced from 11 exons. The coding region runs from base 498 to 4490 and encodes 1330 amino acids. NCBI's taxonomy places the organism in Eukaryota, Metazoa, Arthropoda, Insecta, Diptera, Dolichopodidae. Gene Ontology annotation, molecular function: protein binding. The record is from RefSeq and is a predicted model, not a curated record. Gene Ontology annotation, cellular component: cytoskeleton; cytoplasm.